Neoarthrinium moseri is the source of this 552-nucleotide messenger RNA. RefSeq lists its product as uncharacterized. The transcript has 2 exons. The record is from RefSeq and is a predicted model, not a curated record. The coding region runs from base 1 to 552 and encodes 183 amino acids. Lineage: Eukaryota; Fungi; Ascomycota; Sordariomycetes; Amphisphaeriales; Apiosporaceae.
AUGAAGGUCCAAUUCGCCGUCGGUCUCGCAGCGACCUUUACUGGUGCUUGGCAGCCCGCCGCGGCAUUGCACUCCCCUAACAUGGCUGCAGCCCCACGGCGGCCCGCGCGGGCUACUGGCACAGGUCGUCAGGGAGUUUUGCUUCCCGACACAGAUGUAGCAUUCGCGGCAGCUUUUGCAGAAACAGCCUCGGUUCAGGGAAUUGCUACCACUGAAGAAGUCGAUGGAGUAUAUGGCACGUGUCUCGUGGCCACUAACGCCACGAUCUCCGACUGCGAAGCUGUCAUCGACGAUAUUGCAGCAAACUCUGGGAACCUCUCAGUUGCGCCGGGGUUUUGUCUCAACUGGUGGGAAGGCGGCUGCCAAGGACGGGUGUGCGGGAAGAACGACCUUUAUGAAGCGGAUGCCCAGUCCGUCGCCAGCACGAUGAAGGGGUCAAUACUGGAUACCUGCAUUGCCAACGGGUUGACUGGCGUUGCUGCCGACUGCGCAGACUACAAGGGUAGCUGUGGGACUUAUCGGCUCUUCCUGCAGACUUUCGCUGGGAUCUAA